AUGAGCGAAUUGGACUUAAGCGGCCUGGAGGAAGAGAUCGAAGGCAUCGAUGAAGUAGCACACAGGGAUUACUACCAGUACGUGACGCAGUUAUACGUCUACGUGCGCGUGGACGAAAAAUACAGGACGCUCCGGAACCACCUGCAGCUGAUCCGCCUCGGGGAGAAAUACAUGACUCUGUUGCACAACGCAAUGAUUAGUGUCCAAAUGAAGAAAACAGGAGUUGGGAUCUUCACGUGUUUUUAUCAGGACAAAGCCAUCACGGAAAACCUAGUUACUUAUUUCCUAAUGCAGAAGGAGGUGGACUUUUUGGAAGUAGGUUUCGAUAGGCGCUACCCAGGUGAGCACUCGCUCGUCUUCCCUGUCCAAAGGGAAGGUCCGCGCCCAUUGUUGACGUUGACGGGAGGAUCGAGCCGAUGGGGCAACCCGACGAGGAGUUAUAGGGUGCUAAAAGAAGCACUAACGAACCGGUGGUAG
Molecule: messenger RNA, 477 nt
Organism: Plasmodium cynomolgi strain B
Lineage: Eukaryota; Apicomplexa; Aconoidasida; Haemosporida; Plasmodiidae
Exons: 5
Coding region: 1-477 (158 amino acids)
Source: RefSeq, a predicted model, not a curated record